UUUAAACAAAAUUAGUUUAAUAAAAAAAUAUUGUAAAAAUAUGAACGAAACUAAAGUACGGCUCAAUCAAAGUGAUUUAAAUUCGUCCUUUACGGAAGAGCUUCGUAAUGAAUUACAGAAAUGGCACAAAACCGAGUUGAUAAUCAAAAUACUGAAGCAACAACAGUCGCCGAUUUCCGUUGAUGAUAGAGCGCUACUGAGCAUGUACAAAUACGACAAUCCAUUGCCUCUAGGAUUGGACCGUAUUCGAAAUGUGGAGUUGAACUAUAACGAUCGGAUGAUAUUAAACGAACAUCUCGAAGCUAGAAUAACGGCACUGACCAAACCGGUGAUUGACAAGGUGUUAAAGUUAACAAAUAAUAAUUUGAACAAUCUAGCUAAUCCGCCAUUUAAGGAGUACUCGCAAAUGCUUGAAUUGGAAGCUGAAAAACGGAAAUUGACAGAAGAUUUAAUUAAACUGAAAAACCGCAAAGUGCACUUCAUGAAUCUAUGCGCUGAAAUGAGAACGGGUCCGUAUCAAAAAAAUAACAUUGAAACCAAGAAUGCCGAAUGUAGGGCACUGCACAUAAAAGCAGAGACAAUACAAAAAGUGAUGAUUCACGAAGUGAUAACUAGCACGGCACACGCAGUGAAAGCUGUCAAAGAAGUUGAAGCGAACAUCGAUACUCUGCUCAGUCUGAAAUAAGAAUAGAUACAACAAAGUUCGUCGAAUGACCCGUGGUAGAGAGCACCCCUGCCCGGAUGCUGGUCUUGUAAAGUGGCGCUUCAUAGCGA
Ochlerotatus camptorhynchus is the source of this 774-nucleotide messenger RNA. RefSeq lists its product as uncharacterized. The coding region runs from base 41 to 685 and encodes 214 amino acids. The record is from RefSeq and is a predicted model, not a curated record. The transcript is spliced from 4 exons. NCBI's taxonomy places the organism in Eukaryota, Metazoa, Arthropoda, Insecta, Diptera, Culicidae.